Molecule: messenger RNA, 2330 nt
Organism: Chrysoperla carnea
Lineage: Eukaryota; Metazoa; Arthropoda; Insecta; Neuroptera; Chrysopidae
Product: zinc finger protein 880-like
Exons: 2
Coding region: 95-1504 (469 amino acids)
Biological process (GO): regulation of DNA-templated transcription
Cellular component (GO): nucleus
Molecular function (GO): DNA-binding transcription factor activity, RNA polymerase II-specific; RNA polymerase II cis-regulatory region sequence-specific DNA binding; zinc ion binding
Source: RefSeq, a predicted model, not a curated record
AAAAAAAAAAGUUCAUACUCAAGAGAAGAAAAAAAAGUAAAAAAAUAAAAAAAGGAAAAAUAUUUUGUUUUGGGGAAAUUAUAUUAAAGUGAAAAUGAACGUAAUCAGUGUACGUAAAUCGAAUUUAAAUGAUAUUUGCCGUGUAUGUUUAUCAGCAUCGAAUGCACCAUUUACCGACAUUUUUUCAACGGGAUCAUCAAAUUUAGCGACAACAAUUGCUGCUGCUGUUAUGGAAUGCGCUCCCGUACAUAUAAAUCAAGGAGAUGGAUUACCGACACUCAUCUGCAGCUCAUGCAAUAACCAUUUGGAAAUAUCACAUCAAUUUCGAACACAAUGCAUUCGAUCAGAAUCUAUAUUACAACGUUACGUUGCACAUUUGAACACAGAUAAUACACAAACAAUAACAGAAACUUUUAUAACAGAAACAAUUGAAGAAAAAGAUGUAAACGAUCCAAACCAACAUCAGAAUGAAGUACAUAUUAUUGAAAAAACAGUUGACGAUCAACAACAGCAGCAAAUCGAUGAAAAUGGGAUGUAUAUUAAACAAGAAUGCGUGGAAAUUAAACAAGAAUGUGGUAAUGAUGAAAACACUGCCAUUGUACAGAAUAUCCAAACAUUACCCCCACAUACAUCAAUAAUUAAGGAAAUAACAACCACACAGAUAAUUGAUAAAGCCACAGCAAAUUUCAAUCAAGCCACAGUUUUGAAACAGGAAAUAAUUACCGAGGCAGAAGGUGCGGAAAUUAAAUUAAAAUUAAACACUGAUGGAAAUUGUUAUCAACUGCAGGGUGCAAUUGAAAAUGCAUGCUUUUCCACGGAUCAAACACAAGAAAUUCAGUAUCGAUUUUUCAAUCCAAUUGUGGGUGGAAACACAGACGGACAAAUAAUUAAAGUGAAUAGCAUAGAAAAAACGAAUACGGUAAAUAAUUCAACAAACACAAUUCCAGAACAAAAUUUUGAAUCAUACUUAGUGAAACUAUUCACAAAAGAAGAAGAGCGGCCCCAUAAAUGUAACGUCUGUUUGAAAACAUUUAAGCGCAGUAGUAAUUUAUCAGAGCAUGCAAAAGUACACAGCGAAUGUCGACCAUAUAAAUGUGAAGUAUGCCAGAAAUUAUUUAAGCGAAGUUGUGAUCUAGCUGAGCAUAAACGAUCACACUCAAACGAGCGUCCAUUUAAAUGUACAAUAUGCCCAAAAAGUUUUAAACGUAAUUGCGAUCUAUCUGAACACAUGAAAAUUCACACAAACGAAAGGCCGUUUGAAUGUGAUAUUUGUCAUAAAGGAUUUAAACGUAAUGGUCAAUAUUUGGAGCAUCGACGUAUACAUACCGGAGAACGUCCGUAUGAAUGUGAGGUAUGCCAUCAACAUUUUCGCACAAGUAGUAAAUUAUCAGCACAUUCACGGAUACAUAAUGAGGAACGUAAUCAUAAAUGCACGUUAUGUUCGAAAAGUUUUCGAAGUUACAAAUCGUUAACUAUACAUUCUAGAGUUCAUUUGGAUCAAUAAAUUUAUUCAUAAUCAUCGUUUAUUGAUAAUUAUUCUCUUUUAAAAAAGAUUUUUCAAAUUUGUGGUUGAUUCGAAUAGGAACUACUUAGUUUUUUUUUCUAAUUUUAACGAAAAUAUAUUGCAAUCAUAUUCGUAUAAAUUACUCGCAAAUGUACAGUCUUAGCGUUGCAGCAAUAUUUAACCCAAAAAUACAUACAACAAUAAAGACGAGUUCAAUUAGACAUGAAAAUACCCCAACUGGUAUGGCUCAAAGUUCUAGCCUGCAAUUUACGAGAUCGUUGGUUCGAUUCCCGCACAGAAAAGUAUAUUCCCAUUUAGAACGUUAAAUAAAUUAGAAAUUAUUUUCAUCAGAUAGAGAGAUAUGUCAAGGUUUAUAUUUGGUCUUUACUUAUAGAAGUAAAGUCUCAUUGCUUACUUUUGGAAAUUUUCCAUUAUUUAAAAGAAUAAAAUAGAAAACGUUUAUUAAAAAUUUAAAUAAUAAUGGGAAGAAAUUUCCUGGAUGACAAGUUUAAAUGGAGAAUUAAACGAUAUUUGACGAUAAAUAUCGUAUAUAAAUUACGUAGUUUGCACGAUGUCCACCAAUUUUCUAUACAUCAAAGUUUUCUAAAUAACUGCAUUAUAUAAUGGCACAAUUUUGUAACGCAAUAGAAGUGGAAUUUUAGAAUCAUUUCUAUUUCAUUCUAUUCUGUACGUUUGGAGGGUGACUAAACGAAAACAAUCAGGCAAUAUCAUUUUCUAUGCCUCAUUAUUUGUGCGAUCAAGUUACUAUUUAAGAAAAAACUAAGAUUCUUAUUCAAAUAAAUUUCUUUCAAACAGAUUUUAUUCU